AUUGGAGGACUUUGCUUAGAAAGACCCCAGCAAUGAGAACUGCCACGUUUCUUGGAUGCAGAAAGAAAAAACCAUAGAGAUUGUAAAGGCAGUGUGUUAUCGUGUAAAGCGAAAUAACCGCUGAGGUCGUAACUUUGAACACCGAAUACCUCCUGCUGAGCGCCAGCCGUCUGAGCGCCAGCUUCAGCCUGCGCCUGCGCUUAGCCUUGGGCUGUGCAGUUGCCAGGAAACCGCGACGCUGCGGUCUCGACCUCAGCCUCUGGUCUCGUUUUAUCAUGGCCAAAUUCGUAAUCGCGGGAAAGACUUAAGUAUAACUUGAAUAUACUUAAAAAUGAUGGAAAGAGAUAAUCAAAGAUAGAUAAAAUCUGAAAAGAGGGGAAGUCAAUUGAGCAAGGGAGAAGAGGAUGGAUUAAUAGAAGAAAGUGUUGGGAUUAGACUUAAAAGGAAGUGGGAUUUCUUCUCUAUUGAAAAGAAGGAAGGAGAAAAGGAUGAAUGCAAAUGCUGAUGGACCUGUAGAGCAGAUUGUCCAUAUUAUGCCAAAGCAGAACUUCUAGGAGACUAUUUACAAAAGAAUCUUCCUGAUUUUCGGAUUUAUAAAAUUACACAACAUCCUGAUGUUUGGGAGGAGUGGCUGAGAGGUGUGUGUGAAAAGAAUAAGUGGAGUCACAAAACAUCCCCCAUCAUCUGGAGAGAGCUGUUGGAUCGUGGUGGAAAGGGCUUGCUUUUGGGAGGAUAUAAUGAAUUCCUAGAGCACGCCCAGCUUUACUAUGGAGUCACCUCUAGCAUGUCAACUCAGCUGAUGAUGGUGAUUGCUAAGGAGAACCUGAAGGCACAUACAGAAAAAGAGGUGGAGGAAAAAUCCCUAAAAGAUCUUGUCAGCCCCUUGCAGGUCUGGAUCACCAGUGCAACUACUCCUGCCUGCUACCACCUCAUUCCCAUGCUGACAAGUGGAGAAGUGUUUGGGAUGCAGACGGAAAUUAGCCUGGUGCUACUAGGCAGCAAGCACGUGGAAGAACGUCUCAAAGCCCUGGUGAUUGAGGCGGAGGACCUAGCGUCACCUCUGCUCCACAAGGUCUCCAUCUGCACCAAGGAGGAGGAGGCCUUCCGUGGGGCCCAAGUAGUCAUCAUUCUGGAUGAACACAUGGACGGGGAGGUGUACACUUUGGAGGACUGCCUCCGCAGCAGGGUGCCCCUCUGCCGACGCUACGGGGGCCUGAUGGAGAAAAACGCCCACGCCUCUGUCAGAGUUAUUGUGGGAGGCAAAAGCUUCGUGAAUCUUAAAACCGUUUUGCUUAUGAAAUUCGCCCCAAACAUCGCGCGCAACAUGAUCGCAGUGGCGAUGGGCGUGGAAGGUGAAGCUAAAGCUGCGCUGGCCAGAAAAUUGAGAACAACACCCGCCUGUGAGUGGACGCCUUUGUACAUCAAAGAUGUGAUAAUUUGGGGUAAUAUCAGUGGAAAUAACUACAUUGAUCUGAGGAAAGCUAAGGUAUACAACUACAAGAGUGCCAUUUGUGGACCUCCUCAUUACUCACAGCCUGUUUUAAGCUUGAUUUUUGACAGUGAGUGGGUAAAAAAAGAAUUUGUGGAAACUCUGAAAACUUUGAGUGUCACAGGAAGACACUUCGGAGGCAUUUUAGCUGCACACAGUAUAGCCACCACAUUGAAAUACUGGUACCAUGGCUCACCGCCUGGGGAGAUUGUGUCUUUAGGAGUAUUGAGUGAAGGCCAAUUUGGUAUUCCUGAAGGGAUUGUCUUUUCCAUGCCUGUGAAAUUUGAGAAGGGAACUUGGGUAGUUCUUACAGAUCUCAAAGAUAUUGAAAUAAGUCAACAAGUAAUGACCAGAAUGACAAAUGAUCUGAUUCAGGAGAAACUUGUUGCACUUGGAGACCUGCCAACUUUUCAGUCAUAUAAAUCAGAAACUGAUUUAUCCAAAAGACAUGAAGAAUUCAUUGUACCCCAUAUAGAUGACCACCAAGAUGAGCAAAGAGUCUCAGAUGAACAUAAAGAUAGUCUGUAUUCUGAUUUAGUCACAGACGAAGAAAAAGACCUGGCUAUGUCAGAGGUGGAUUUUUUGGAUAUGAUUCCUCAAACUACCUCUGAAAAACUUCUUCAAGAAUCCAUCAAUGACUCUGAAGGCUAACUAUGAAACACUAGCAGAUCAACUUGGACCAAAUAUAAACUCAUUUAGUAAUACAAUAAGGGUUCAAAGACCCAUGAAUGUCUGUAUCUGUAUUUAGAGCAGAAUAAUUUGAAAGAUUUACUUCAGUCUUAGGUAAUGUACUAAGCUAUUAAAUAAAGUGACAACACAAAAAAUGAAUUCAUUUUUGUCAACAGUAGUCACUCCUGUUUGUUAUUAUUGCAUUUUCUCAGAAAUAAUUUGUUAUCAAUGGCUGUUUUUAAAGUAUAUUAAAAUAAAAUUGCCCAUCAUUCCAUU
Molecule: messenger RNA, 2434 nt
Organism: Oryctolagus cuniculus (rabbit)
Lineage: Eukaryota; Metazoa; Chordata; Mammalia; Lagomorpha; Leporidae
Source: RefSeq, a predicted model, not a curated record